Xiphophorus couchianus (Monterrey platyfish) is the source of this 2949-nucleotide messenger RNA. Its product is annotated as regulator of G-protein signaling 3-like. The record is from RefSeq and is a predicted model, not a curated record. NCBI's taxonomy places the organism in Eukaryota, Metazoa, Chordata, Actinopteri, Cyprinodontiformes, Poeciliidae. The transcript has 14 exons. The coding region runs from base 643 to 2112 and encodes 489 amino acids. Gene Ontology annotation, cellular component: plasma membrane; nucleus.
CGCUCCGAUGCCCCCUGCUGGUUGCUAUGCCAACACCUGGCCCAGAUUUUAAAGCUUCAGGAACCAGUUAGGUGCUGGCACUGCCUGCAGAUGCAGCCAAUCACAGAGGGGCUUCCUCAGACGCGUCCAAAGAUCCUCUCUGGAGGAGAGAGCUCACUCAGACCUAAAUACAGAAACCGCCAGGACCACAACACCGGGGUCACAGAGAGGUCAAGGGCAAAGGGAGACAGGUCGGUUCUGACCCGAUUGGUCUGGUUCUUGCAGGUCAGCGUUCUCCGGGGGUCGGACGGGUUUGGAUUCACCAUCUUCUCCGAUCAUCCCGUCAGAGUCCAGGCCGUGGAUCCGGGCGGUCCAGCUCAGCGGUCCGGACUCCGUCAGUGAGACUCGGUCCUCCAGCUCAACGGACUUCCUGUGGAAACCUGGACCUGUGCCAACCUGGCCCAGGCCAUCAGGAGCUGUCCGUCUCAGGUCAUCCUGGCAGUCUGGAGAGGUCUACCUGAACUGGGCUCGGCGUGCGAGACGUGGCUCCGCCCACAGCUUUACAAUCCGGUAACGAGCAACGAGUUUGUGUCUACGUAUACGUGUCGUCUCUAUCGGACCCAUCCUAGCGGAGGUCAGAAUCUCCUCCAUACUCGGACCGGGAUGUCUCAGCCAGUCAGCGCCGGCCACACCUCCACCCUGCCCGUCUCACAAUCCAGAACCACGGUGUUGGGUCCACCUGGUAACCAUGGAAACUACCAGAACUGCAUCAUCGUUCAGUCCCAUCAGCCGCCGUCCGGAUACAGAGACACAUCACUUCCACCAAAAACUGUCAUCUUCCCCUUCUUUGUCCAGCCUCUGGACCUCUGCAGCCCGGUCAGAACCCUGCGCAUGUCCGAGGAGAUGAUUCUGCACCAGGCCGACCUGCUUCCUUACAAGGUCUCCGUCCUGAUCUUCUCUGACCUGCUGCUUCUUGCCAGAGAGGACGACGGCGGUCGCUGCACCGUCCUGCGCCGCCCGCUGUACCUGAAUGCGCUCCGGCUCAGAGAAGUUCCGUGGGAACCGCUCCGGCUCCACCUCCUGCAGAGGUCUGCCGGCUGCUGGCGCCGCAUCUUCAGCCUGGAGGCCUUCGACGCUGAGCAGAAGGUCCGGGUUGGCCUCUGUCUCCAGGACGACCGGCGGCGCUGCCUGGUCGCCAUGGAGACCAUGCUCCCCUGGCAGCUGUCAGACUUCGGCCUCCUCUGUCGUCCAUCUUCUCCUUUCUCCUCCCGCUGCUCCCCCGUGUUUCCAGGUGGCCCCGCCCACCCGACCCCGUCUGACCCCCCAUCACAGCGGCAGCAGGGGGAGGGGCAGAGUUCCUCUGAGGUGUCGGAUCCUGGGGGUUUAAGGCUCCGCCCCCCCAUCAGCCAGGAGGAAGAGGAGGAGGAAGAGCGCGGCUGCAGGCGUCCGGUUCUGCGCCGCUCGUUCUCUGAGGGUUCCUUGCUACAGGAAGCCCGAUUGCCUCACUUCCUGUCUGACAGCACCAUCCACCAUCUUAGACCUACAUCGACCUUUGACCCAACCCUCCCCCUUCCCUCCCGCCUGCCCCAGCUGACCAAGGAAGGAGCAUCUCUGCACCACAUGCUGCUGCUGCUCAAUGGAGCCAAGGAAGGAAAAUCCAGCAACUUCAGGCUGAAGGCGAAGAACACCAAAAGUUUACCAUCUGAAGGAGAGGUUAUGCGAUGGGCAUACAGUCUGGAAGCUCUGCUGACCAAUCAGUAUGGCGUGGCGGUGUUUCGUGACUUUCUGAGGUCAGAGUUCAGUGAGGAAAACCUGGACUUCUGGUUGGCAGUGGAGAAAUUUAAAAGGACACCCUCCCUCAGUAAGAUGACCACCCAAGCUAGGAGAAUCUAUGACCAGUUCCUAUCUCCAUGUGCUGCGAGAAAGGUCAAUGUGGACUCCACCAAUCACAGCCUCAGUUUGGGUGUUAACCCCGCCUCCUUCCAGCGGGCGCAGGAUCAGAUCUUCAGCCUGAUGGAGGCAGACAGUUACCCACGAUUCCUCAAGUCCCACCUCAACGCCCAGCUGGCCAAUCACAACACAGGCACAGCAGUGGAGCUGUCCAAUCAGACUAAUCAGUCUGUGAUUGACUAGCCAGAUGCAUCAUGGGACCUGUAGUUCAUAGAUUCUGAUUAAUACUAAAUAUUUUAGUGUGCCUCCUCUCACAAAACAUUGCACGUUUUUAUCAAAUAUUUAUAAAACUUUAGUUUUAAUCUCCUUCCUUUCUGUCACUGAUCAGGGGCCUCAUGUUUUGUUUUGUUUUUAUUUAACACUGAACAACAAUAAAAAAAAGUAAAAUAAAAAUAUAAAUAAAAAAAUUUGUCAGACAUCAAACAGAGAGAAAGCAGAACGAAAAAAACAAACAGAAAAAGAAAAAGAGGCUUUAGUUCUCAAAUAAAUUCAGGUCGUUAUAGAGCUGUAUUUAUUCCUGCUUGUUUUUCAGUUUUAAGGUUCUGAAGUGAUUUUUGUCCAUUAAAAGGUUUUUAAAAGCUGAAAAGUCAGGAUUUCUAUUUCCCAUUUACAGCAGUGGAUGAAGAAUGUGGUGAGGAUCAGCAGGUUGUGAAGAAUGAGGUUCUUCUGUCUCUGUGGGUUUUUCCAAAUAUUAGAUCCUCUGUUUUUAAGGGAUGAUGGAGGAAAGUUUGGAUGAGAUCCAGUCCUGAAAGUUCCUCCAAAAUGUUCCAGUUUGCACACAAUAGAAAAAGAGACGAUCUGUUGUUUCAGUCGUUGUCACAAAAGGUCCAGCUGUUGGUAUCAAAGUUGAAUCUUUGUCUUAAUAAUUCCCUGGAUGGAAAAAAGUUAUUGAGAAUUUUAAAAUGAACUUCUUUAGCUUUAGGACUUAGAGGAGAUUUAAGGUCAGCAGUUCUCCACUUAUUAACCUCUGAAUCAGAAAACUAAUUUAAAAUGGAGUUUUAUUUGGUCGGACAGGAAAUA